AUGGAUUACGAUGCUUAUGGCGUAAAAAUAGCUAUGAAUGAAGUUCUUCUUAUACAAGCUCAAAACACCAAAAUUCCACCGUCGUUUUUUAUUCAAUUUGCACCUUACAAUAAUACACAAACACCAUUGCAAUGUUCCAUUAAUUAUCCAGAUAUAUUAGAAAAUUAUAUUUAUUCGGUUGCUGUCGGGAAGAACCCGAAUCGAAAUCAAACACAAUUUUUCUUUGCUGGUGAAUUGAUUAACAGUAGUAAGGGAGCAUUUAUUGGUGUAGCAAACUCAACCUUGGAACCAUGGCAUGGCAACUUAACAUGGUCGAAUCGUUCUUUUAUACCACAUGCUGUUGAUAUUAGUAACAAUUUUGGCAUUAUUGUAGGCUUCAUUCAAAAUGAACCACAGGAAAGAGUGAAAUAUAGUCCUAUUAUCUAUCUUCUCAAUUUUCUUCUAUCAAAUCAUCGCCCAAUUGUUGUCCAUCAAUAUAUACCAAUCGCUACUAAUGGUACAUGGCAAGAUUUAUUGAGCAAUGCGGAUGCGGAUAUCUAUUAA
This is a messenger RNA of Rotaria sp. Silwood2, 543 nucleotides long. The record is from the annotation of a GenBank genome assembly. NCBI's taxonomy places the organism in Eukaryota, Metazoa, Rotifera, Eurotatoria, Philodinida, Philodinidae.